Mesorhabditis spiculigera is the source of this 273-nucleotide messenger RNA. NCBI's taxonomy places the organism in Eukaryota, Metazoa, Nematoda, Chromadorea, Rhabditida, Rhabditidae. The record is from the annotation of a GenBank genome assembly.
AUGAAGGUGAAACAGUGCAGCUUCAAGAUCACGCCGCCGUUUCGGGUACUCAUUGAUGGGACGUUUUGCAUGGCGGCCCUGCGCGACAAGAUCAAUUUACGAGGACUGAUGCUCGAAAUAUUUGGGCGAGGAGACGUUGAUAUGUACGACAAAAGCUCCUCGGCGGCCCGGUAUAUGGAGCAACGGCAAUUUGUCGACAAUUUGAGAUUGCCGAAUGUCCGCACAACCAAGCCAAACCGGCGAGCGAAUGCUUUGCGGAGUUGGCCCGGAAAA